AUGAACAGAACGUCAGUGAAGCAUCGCGCAUUCACCAUUGAACCGAUGCGUGAUAAAGGAAUCACUUCCGUACCUGGAAUUGGGUCGGCAUAUAGUGCUAAACUUUCUGAAGCUGGAUUCAGUAAGAAUAAUGCUGGAACUGUCCUCACACCAAUGCGAGUAGUCGCGUUUCAAAGCUUUUCAUCGUGGGAAUACCAGUAUUCGCCAUUGACGGAAGUUGGUGCAACGCACAUAGUAUUCCCUCUGAUUUGCUCUGCUAGAUGA
Cooperia oncophora is the source of this 264-nucleotide messenger RNA. The record is from the annotation of a GenBank genome assembly. Lineage: Eukaryota; Metazoa; Nematoda; Chromadorea; Rhabditida; Trichostrongylidae.